CCCCGCCGUGCAACCGGGACCUCCCUGAGCGCGCCCCUCCUUCCCCCCCCGGGUCUUUGGUGUCUGUCUCCCAGGUCCGAAGGCACCCAUGCUGUUUCGUUUCGGGGUAAUUCUCCCCGCCCGGCUGACUGAAGGCGGGACGGUGCUUUGCGUGUCGGGGUCUCGGCCGGAGCUGGGUCAAUGGGACCCCAAGCGCGCGCUGGCCAUGAAGCCUGGCCGGCCGCUGGCUCCUUUGCCUGCUCAAGAACCAGUCUUGUGGCUCGCCGAGGUGGCGCUGCCCGAGGAAGAGGCCGCGAGCACCUUUUGGUACAAAUUCCUCAGGCGGCUCGAGACAGGAGACGCCGUCUGGGAAGGUAAUGGACCCCACCAUGAUCGAUGUAGCAUUUAUAACCCAUGCAAUUUAGUUGAUGGAGUUUACUGCCUCCCAAUAGGGCACUGGAUUGAAGUUUCUGGGCAUACGGAUGAAAUGAAGCAUACAACUGACUUCUAUUUUAAUAUUGCUGGACAUCAAGCUAUUCACUGCUCCAGGAUUUUGCCAAAUCUAUGGUUAGGAAGUUGCCCUCGUCAAGUGGAACAUGUGACUGUCAAGCUAAAACAUGAGUUGGGUAUUACAGCUAUAAUGAACUUCCAGACCGAAUGGGAUGUAGUUCAGAAUUCCUGGGGAUGCAACCGCUAUCCAGAACCAAUGAGCCCAGAGGUUCUCAUGAAGCUGUACAAAGAUGAAGGCCUUGCUUACGUCUGGAUGCCAACACCAGACAUGAGUACUGAAGGAAGAGUACAGAUGCUACCUCAGGCUGUCUAUCUCCUACAUGGGCUGCUGGAGAAUGGGCACACUGUCUACGUUCACUGCAAUGCAGGUGUUGGUAGGUCCACAGCGGCAAUUUGUGGCUGGUUAAAAUAUGUGCUGGGAUGGAACUUGAGGAAAGUGCAAUAUUUCGUAGCCUCCAGAAGAGCAGCCAUCUACAUUGAUGAAGAAGCUCUGGUCCGUGCCGAGGAGGAUUUCUUCCAGAAAUUUGGGUCGCUUCGUUCCUCAUUCAAGCCUUAGCAGCAGCAGAAGAAAUUGCUAGCAGCAUUGUUAGGCUCAUACUUCUGAGAAACCAUGGCCUUAGCUUGAAAAAUGCUACCACUGCCUGAGGAAAUAGUGGGAUGAAAAUUUGAGUGAAUGUGUGGGCAGCAGUCAGGACACAUAAUUAUGUAGCCAUUUUAGAGAAGGGGAAUUCACAUUGAUUGGUACUUUGAUUACUGUUUGGGAGAGGGGCUAAUUCUAGUUUGCCCACUCCUUCAUGUCUCAGCCCUUGGCAGGACCUGGACUGGGAAGCUAAGCAGGGUCAGGCACACUUAGUGGAAGACUUCUGGGGAAUGCCAGGGUUGUAUCUAAAAGAAGGUAGUGGCAAACCAUUUCCAUAGUGUUGCCAAGAAAAUGACAUGGAGAUGUAACUGCCUGAAGUCAAGUUCAGCUUACUGUCUUUCACAAGCAAUUAUUUAGCAUUAUUGUUGAUUUUCUAGCAGAACUCCACAUAUGCCUAUACAAAAACACAGAGCCUGGCAGCUGGACUAGGAAAGAAACUGCAGAUGCAGCCCCUGUUUCUGCACUCCGUUCUUUAUCUGGUUAUGGCUGAGCAUAUGAAAUUUUGUAAACAUCCUAGCCCAUGCAGCAAAUUUGAUAGAGAUGAGCAAUGUGAAGUGUACCAAGCAAAACCUCCAAUGUAGUAUCCUCCAGAUUUGUUAUAAGCCCCAUCUUGGCUAACCUUGGGAGCUGGGGGUGAUGGGAGCUGUAAUACAACAGUUGUGUAAAGGAAAAGAAACAAUUCUGUCAUGCUUGAAAGCGUGGGAGGAGAGCUGUGUUAGUCUAUGAUGGCCAAAAAAAUCAGAGGGACUUUGGUACUACUUUUUCCAUUUAACAAAUGUUAAAAGGUAUAGGUUUUGUGAUGUAAAUUAUACAUCACAGUUGUUAAUUGUUAAAGAACUUAUAAUCUGUCUCAUGUAUAUCCUGUAUCUGUAUAGAUAACCUGUCUUCUCCUCCUUUCCCCCCUCCUGCCUCACCCCAAUUUAAAUCCUACGUCAGUCUAGCCACUCUGUGCAUCUGAUGAAGUGAGAUGCAACUCAUGAGAGUUUAUGCCUUUUAAUAAAAUUUGUUAGUCAAAAAAGUGCUACCAAACUCGUCCUGAUUUUACACUUCGCAGUGGAAGCUGUUACAAAAUAGUAAAUCAUAAACAUUUUUUCUCAUAUACCCACAUGCGCAAUCUAGAUUCUUUGGUUAUUUUAAAUGAAAAUUGUAAUGAGAAAAUAAGAAGUUAAUACUUUGUCAUCUGAACACAUUGAUUUGUGAUAGCAAAGAUUUAUUUUACAAUAUCAGGGUUUCUAUUUUAAACAUACUGUAUAUACUCAUGUAUAAGCCCAUCCACAUAUAAGCCAACCCUUGAAUUUUUGAACAAAAUGGAUGUUCAAAAUUCAAAUGGAUGAACAAAAUUCAUCCACCCAUGAAUAAGCCAACUCUCAAAAUUUUCAGGAUUUAAUUUUCACAAGUGGCUUAUCUAUGGGUGGUGCACUUUCAUAGUAUUUUGAGGGUCUGCUGAUCUGCAGAUAGGCUUAUACUCGAGUGUAUACAGGACAUAUGGGUACUUUUAAAAGGUAUUACCAUUUAUAUUUGUGUAUAAGCCCAUCCGCGGAUAAACUGAAGCCAAUUUUGGGGAUGUAUUUUGGCACCUAAAAUUCUUGGCUUAUCCAUGAGUUUAUACAGUAAAUUCAAAACUAACCUCUAGUCAACUUGUCUCCAGUACUUAAAAAAAAAUCCUGUUUUGUAGAUUUAAUGUUCCAAAAACAUGAUUCUAAUGUAAAAUCUCCAGGAGUAAGAACUAUUUUGUUUUCUAGUUUAUUCUAUACCUGAAAGGGUAACAUGAACUAGGAGUCUUUACACUAGUUAGCUGUUGAAAAGAUUCCUGCACUUAAGUCUUGAUUGCACAGUCCUUCAAAAUUUUUAAUGCUUUUCAGAGGAUGAGUUUUCAUGGAAACAAUACUAUUUACUGGAUAGAGCCAGGUGGAUUAACAUAAUUGCUGCCAUAGAUCCAUAAAUGUGAGGCAGGCAAUGAUUAUGAAGGACAGGUGUUUGGCCUUCCUUUUUGCUUUCCCGUUGGGUGUUAUGGUAGGAAAUAGAUUUAAAUCUGCUCUCGAGUUGGAGAAAAAGAGUUGGAACUAAAAAUAUAUUUUAAAAGUCAGGGAAAUAAUAUGGAAAGACAAAAAAAGAAAAUUUCUCCAGUCCUUGAAUUUGCCUCUGUCAGUAUUGAGUCAUAUUUAUAGCCCUAUCAAAUAUCAAUUAAAAUGAUAUAUCAGAGGAAGACACACACUUUCAGCUCAGUUAUCACUCAAUUAUUAUAUGUAAUAUGUUCUAUAAAAUGCAAUUUAUUUAAUGUUUAGACAAGUUUUUGUUUCUGAUUUUUUUUUAAAAGAAAGCUUGUUUCAAAGAGAUUCCCUAUGUCUAGGUUUAAGAUCCUCUCUAAAGGAUAACCACAGACCUUGAUUUACCUUUUAGGCCAAGUCUUGUUCUGAUUGACUGAGGUUAGACUUGUCCAGGCAGCCCAUCCCAAGUGUCCUAUCUAGUUUGCCGGUGUCAUGUCAUUCCCUAAUUCUGAUAUUUUCCAAGCUGCCAGAAUUUUUGUCAUAUAUUAAAACAAGUUACUGUAUGGAGAAGCUUCAGUACUACCAUGUUAAAGAUGUUGAUGUCAGUACAAUAAACUAUUGUAAUCCAGGUGACCAAUUAAGUAUGUGCAGGAUCAUAGGCUGUGUAUGUUUUAAAACAGAUUAUUAUUUUUGAAUGUAGCUUAAAUGGAAAAUAGUUCAGCUGAAACAAGGGGACCUGUGGACAUUGUGCAGCAAUCUUCAUAAAUUUGUGAAAUCUAGGCUGGAAUAAUUGCCUGGUCUUGAUCUGUGACAACUACAACGUCAGUUGCUACCACAACAUCUGGGAGGAUGCUUAGUGAAGGUGGGAGGAAAGUCCAGAAGCAUUAUAGGCUUUAAUAAACAUGUAUCAUAGCUUAUAGAAGGACAAUUCUUCCUGUAAAUAGUUUUAUUUGAAAACUAACCAUGCAUUGGUUUGUUUUAAAAAACAAUCUAUAUUUUGUUCUUUAUUUUUUGCUAAAGUCAUCUUGUAGGCAAGAAUGGCACUGAAUAUGAUUUUAACUGCAUAUUUGACUUUAUUUCUGAGUUUGGAUUUGAGCUAGCAUGUGCCAUUAAAUAUUUGAAAUGCACAAUAUUAACAAUAAACAAGUUUUGUCUAUUGGACGUCCAAGAUCUGAGCAAGAGUGACUUGUGGUUCUUAUGCUGCAGUUGAAUUAUAACAAUUUACAAUCCAUAACAUAAAUAAGGGGUUAAAAGUAUUUGGUGAUUGUUCCUGACAGUGCAUGGAAGAUAAUUUUUGACAAGAUGAAGGUUGUGUGUGGUCUGUUCAUUUUAAUUAUGCGUGUGGUGUCACAGGACAAAUUCUAAGGCCAAAUGAGAGCCAAUUCAUGCUAACUUGUAGCAAAUUCACAUCAUAGAAACUUCAUCUGUAGUUUCUGUAGAGCCAGCCUAAAUAUUUUGUGAUCUCUUCACUAUUACUUGUAUUUAUUUAGCCACUGUAUGAAAAUGAAAACAAUCCUCAAGAGAACACAGGAUUCAAUCUGAAAUUGGUGGGAUCUAAAAGUGGCACACUGUAGCUGAAUUCCCAUACAUAUAUUAAUAUUUCCAUUAAAGGUGGCUUUUUUUUUUAGGUCUGAAUAAUAGGAUUGGAGGAGAUUAACUAU
Messenger RNA from Python bivittatus (Burmese python), 4778 nucleotides. It is a transcript of the gene EPM2A, whose product is annotated as EPM2A glucan phosphatase, laforin. Lineage: Eukaryota; Metazoa; Chordata; Lepidosauria; Squamata; Pythonidae. Gene Ontology annotation, biological process: protein dephosphorylation. Gene Ontology annotation, cellular component: nucleus; cytoplasm. The record is from RefSeq and is a predicted model, not a curated record. Gene Ontology annotation, molecular function: starch binding; protein tyrosine phosphatase activity; carbohydrate phosphatase activity.